UAUCAAGAAUAGAUUCAUUUUCUGAAUAGUUAAACCUCAAAUGACCACAGCCUUGGCCCUUCAGACUCCAGAGAUGCAGGAGGGACUUAUAGCAGUGAAGGUAAAAGAGAAGAGGGGAGACCAUGCUUAUGGGCAAGAAUCUGGCCUGUCAAGAGAUAACCCUCACACCAGAGAGAUCUUUCGUAGACGCUUCAGGCAAUUCUGCUACCAGGAGACACCUGGGCCCCGACGAGGCCUUCGAAGACUCCGGGAACUCUGCCAUCAGUGGCUGAGACCAGAGAUGCACACCAAGGAGCAGACUGAGCUGCUGGUGCUGGAGCAGUUCCUGACCAUCCUGACCGAGGAGCUCCAGGCCUGGAUGAGAAAGCACCGCCCAGUGAGUGGAGAGGAGGCGGUAACUGUGCUGGAGGAUUUGGAGAGAGAGCUGGAUGAACCAGGAGAGCAGGUCCAUGAUCAUGAACAGGAAGAACUUGUGAAGGAGAAAGCAAUUCUAGGAGCAGCCCAGGAGUCGUCUGGUGGCCAGCUCCCAACCUUGGAAGAGCAGCCUCAGUGGACCUUGCAAGGCAUGUGCCCGGUUCAGGAGAUUGAUGAUGAGGCUGUGACUUGGAAUGUGGAGUUAGCCCCCCAGAGGAGGGAUCUGUCUAAAGAAACGAAAUCUCAUGUGGAAGUACCUGAAAAAUUGAAUGGUAAUAUCAUUCCAGUGCAUGAGUGUGGAGAGACCUGUGACCACGAAGGCAGAUGGGAAAGGCAACGGGUAAGCUCUUCAGUGGAGAGACCCUAUAUCUGUGGUGAAUGUGGGAAAAGCUUCACCCAGAAUUCCAUCCUCAUCGAGCACCAGAGAACACACACGGGCGAGAAGCCCUAUGAGUGGUGAUGAAUGUGGGGGCGGGCCUUCAGCCAGCGGUCAGGCCUCUUCCAGCACCAGAGGCUCCACACUGGCGAGAAGCGCUACCAGUGCAGCGUUUGUGGUAAAGCCUUCAGCAGACACGCUGGGCUUUUCCAUCACCUCAGGAUCCACACGGGGGAGAAACCUUACCAGUGCAGUCAGUGCAGUAAGAGCUUUAGUCGACGUUCUGUCUCAUUAAGCAUCAAGAGAAUUCACUCUGGAGAAAGACCUUAUGAAUGUGAGGAAUGUGGCAAGAACUUCGUUACCCGCUGCAACCUUGUCCAGCAUCGGAAAGUCCACCCUGUGGCCUGA
Molecule: messenger RNA, 1198 nt
Organism: Globicephala melas (long-finned pilot whale)
Lineage: Eukaryota; Metazoa; Chordata; Mammalia; Artiodactyla; Delphinidae
Product: zinc finger and SCAN domain-containing protein 23
Source: RefSeq, a predicted model, not a curated record